Molecule: messenger RNA, 1239 nt
Organism: Mytilinidion resinicola
Lineage: Eukaryota; Fungi; Ascomycota; Dothideomycetes; Mytilinidiales; Mytilinidiaceae
Exons: 1
Coding region: 1-1239 (412 amino acids)
Source: RefSeq, a predicted model, not a curated record
AUGGCUGCAACCCGAUCGCAUGCGCCGUCGCAACACGGCAAACUUCACAAGCGCGGGAACUCUGCCUCGUCUAUCAACAACCCAAAGACCAGCUCGGAACUCGCGGGCUACAACUUCAACCGCUUCGACACCCCCAGGGCCACCUACGAAGAGCCUUGGGAGCCUGCGCGUCCCACGCCGGCCGCCUCCAACCCUCUCAAGAUCAAGCCCUACCUACGAAAGCUCUCCGUGAAAGACACCAACACUCUUGACCUGUCCCGCCCCGCCGCCGAGAAUGAGCGACUAGCUGGGCUUGGGAUCCACGAAUAUGGAGCUGGCUCGCGAAAUGCCUCGGACGUCAGCUUCGCCCCAGUAAACAGUCGGACCAGACACAACCGCUCCACAAGCAACACCUCGCAGUUCUCUACCUCGUCGAGUCUGCAGCGCCCGACGGCCCCCUACAUGCCCCUGCGACAGCCGUCCCGGCCCUAUACUCCGCCUCAAAGUAAAUCCAAGUCUUCUCCGGCUUCGAUGAUUGGAAGCGAGGGUGAUGAGGCAGACGACAUCAUGUCUGACGAAGAGAUGAGAUAUAGGCAAAACAUGUUUGACCCGACCCGGCGCUCUGGCUCCAUAUCCUCCACACAAGCACAAGCACUCCGCGUGACGACUUCGGGAUCUUCCACCAGGCUGGGUAGCUAUUCGCAAACAAGUCUGUCGCUCGCUUCACCCCCAACGCGACCACGUGGAGACACUCUCAAAUCCAUCGACACCGCGUCGCCAAGCUCCCGUCCUUCUCUCGACAAGGCCUUUGGCUUCAUUCGCGGCGGCCGAGACUCACCUGUAGAUCCUGCCUCGCGAGCCGCUUCAAUUCGCGCAGCUCGUCAGGCAUAUCAAGAGAAAGAAGCUGCCAAAGACGCCAAAGCCGAGAAAGAGGCGAUGAAGCAAGCAGAUCGCGAAAGCAAAAAGAAGUACAAACAGGAGGAGCGACAGCGUCGGAAAUCUGAUGCUGCGGAAAAACGUACAUUGAGCGUCUCCCAGGAAAAAGUGGCUGCAUCGGUUGCCGGCAAAGAAUACUCCAAUUACGCACCCGCCCACACUCGUUCACUCCCGGCUCGUGUGGCUACCAUUGACCCAGAAAAGGAGAUCCAUGCUGCUCCUCCGAUUACUGGCCGACGUUUGGCAAAAGGCCGCUGGGCGAACUUUGUGACCUGGUUCAGAACCAGGAUGUUGCGGCUAGGCAAGAGACUGCACAUGGCUUAG